This is a messenger RNA of Polychytrium aggregatum, 900 nucleotides long. RefSeq lists its product as uncharacterized. The transcript is spliced from 2 exons. The record is from RefSeq and is a predicted model, not a curated record. The coding region runs from base 32 to 595 and encodes 187 amino acids. Lineage: Eukaryota; Fungi; Chytridiomycota; Chytridiomycetes; Polychytriales.
CCACUCUCCACCAGCGACCCGUCUGUCUGCCAUGGCCUCUUCCAGCCCCGUCGUCCUCUCGGGCAUGCUCAACCUGUCCCGCACGAACCGCAAGUAUGUCGUCCUCGCGCAACCCCGAACCCCCGGCGAUGUCGAAGCCGUCUACAACCACGUCUUUGGAGCCCACGGCGGCAAGCUGCACGAGCUGACAACGGUCGACAGCUCCGUCGCCUCGACGCUCGGCAACCUGACCCUGGCGGCGGUGGAGAACACCCCGCUGCUGAUCAUGCUCACCUCCCGCUUUGGCGACUCGAGCCCGGUGUUCAUUCCCCUGACCUCGAUCGACGCCCUCAAGGACGAGGUCGAGCUCCAGCAGGCCUGCACCUUUGCGAUCGAGCUCACCGGCAACAAGGGCAGCAUUGUCCUCCGGGCCGACUCGAGCACGCUCUACAACGAGUGGUUCAACCACAUGGUCUUUUUCUUGGAGCAGGCUUGGGAGCUCCAAGGCCAGUCGGACGACCUCUAUCUGGCCUCCAAGAACGGCAGACGCUUGUCGCGGGUCAUCAGCUGGCGACCUCCUCCGGCCAAGCCGGCCCCUGCGUCGGCCGCCGUCUGAGUGCCCUUCUCGCCUUCUACUUUCUCGGUCUCUUUCACUCUGUCAUUCCCUUUUGGUCCCCUUGUCUGGCACUGUUCGGUGGGCUGUGGUCUGCCAGCACCAUUCGGGUAGUCCACACUUUACACAUGAGCACUUGCCCAAAUGUCGGUGUAGUAUGCGUCUAACCAAGUCACUAGCAAUAAAACAGAUCACGUUGGAAGCCUCCGAGUGAAGACCUUGGGUCGCUCUCCGGUCUCCACAAUCGGCAUGCACACUGGUCUCGGAGUGCCAGCGGUGAAUGGUGCUCUUGGAGACACUGAAUAUGG